AUGCUGAUCCCGCUUAGCCAACUUAACGAAAUUUAUGAUGAAAUUCGCCAAACUUCGUUUUCAAGAGGAUGCUCUUUAGCAAUUCUUGUCUCAGGUGACUGUGAUGCCUUAGCUGCAUGCAAAAUCCUGACACAAAUGCUGCAUAAAGACACCGUCCAAUAUAGAGUAAUUCCUGUUGCAAAUUAUACAGAGCUUGAAGAGAAACUUGCUUCAUUUACAGACCCAGAGCUGAGAUGCUUAGUUUUCCUUAAUUGUGGAGGAUCUUGUGAUUUGACUCAAUUAGGCCCAGAAAAGAAUUUAAUUUCUUACGUAUUUGACAGUGAGAGGCCUUUUUGGGCUGAUAAUAUAAAAAGUGCCUACGUAAAACUCAUAGACGAUACUUUUGUUGAAGAACCUGAAGACCAAGAAGAAGAGGAAAGCGAAAUUGAAAACGAACCAGGCCAAAAAAGAAGGCGGGAAGGUAGAGAAGACAAGCCGCGCAAGCGAUUCAAAAAUGACCCAGACCCAACUGGGGUUUAUUUCGGUAUCAGCACUGCUGGGAUUAUUUAUAGGCUGGCCCAGCAGAUGAAUCGUGCUACAAACGAUAUGCUUUGGAUGUGGAUUGUAGGACUGACAGACCAAUAUUUACACAGAAAAAUCGACAGGUCUGAGUAUGAGCAAAGGAUCAAUGAGUGCUUAACAGAAGUCUUGAGGCUUAAUGAGCACCCAUAUCAGCAGCGUGGAGAAGAGGCUGAAGAAAUGGACCAGGACUCCGAACAAAGGACAGUCAAUGGAAUUAUUGAGCCCAAGGACUUUGACACAGAAAAGAAAACUCCUGGAAAUAUCCAUAUUGAGCAUAAAGACCUGAAACUUAUGCUAUAUAGGCACUGGAGUUUAUAUGAUUCUUUAUAUUAUUCUGAUUAUGUAGCCUGCAAGUUAGGGAUAUGGCGAGAGCCUGGAAAACGAAGGCUAAACGAAAUAAUCGCGCAGCUAGGAAUCCCUUUACAAGAGUGCAGACAAGAUUUUUGCUUCAUGAAGCCGAUGUAUAAAAAAACUCUCAAGGACAAACUGCAGCAAAUAGGCGCUACUUAUGAGAUAGAAGAUUUAUUCUUAACCACCUGUGUAAGGCAGUAUAACAGAAAAAAACAAUUUUCAGCCUCUGAUGUAGUUUAUAGUGUUACUGCACUAUUAGAGUCACCUACCUUGUUAGGAGACCAAGAAGAAUCAAAUGACCGUGAAAAAUGGCUGAACAAUUUUUGGGUUGCUCAUGAUGCCCUAUUAGAUGUAAACUAUCUUGAGCAAGGGAUUAAAAUAGCUCAAGACCAGCAAAAAGCCAUAGUCCAACAAGGAACUAUUUUAAUAGAGAAAAAAGCUGUAAACCCAGCCGCAGAUUUUAGAUAUGCCAUUAUUUCAAGUGACAGUUUAAAUCAAACAAAAUAUUUCCAUCAUCCUCUGUCACUUAAAAAGCUGACUACUUUUAUUAUGGAAGCUUAUAGAGAGCUCCGAAGCAAUAUCAGGCCGAAGCCGAUGGUUUUGUGUGUUUUAAACACAUCAAGAAACACUUUUCUAGUCACAGGAGUUACAAGUGCAGUGCAGCAGAGAAACGACUUUGGGUGGAGAUUCCACGAAGCAGCCCAAGCAGUUGAAGCUGAUUUUAGGAGGGAUUUCUUUGAAGACACUUAUAUAGAGGUGAGGAAAGAACAUUUUCAAGCUUUCUUGGAACAGCUUACUGCAGGUGCUUAUUAA
This is a messenger RNA of Blepharisma stoltei, 1725 nucleotides long. The record is from the annotation of a GenBank genome assembly. Lineage: Eukaryota; Ciliophora; Heterotrichea; Heterotrichida; Blepharismidae.